This is a messenger RNA of Misgurnus anguillicaudatus (oriental weatherfish), 1302 nucleotides long. The record is from RefSeq and is a predicted model, not a curated record. Lineage: Eukaryota; Metazoa; Chordata; Actinopteri; Cypriniformes; Cobitidae.
AACGGAUUUUUGUAGAUGUCAGCUGUCACUUCACUACAGACGUUAGUCAGCGGAGAGAAAGCGUAGUUUGUUGGCACUUAACCAAAGUAAAACAAACUACAACCACAUUCAUCCACUCAUUUGACAUUUCGAUAAGAUUUUGCUUCAGAGAAACAGGCAAAAAGACACUGGUUAUUCGGAAAAGCUGCGGAGGGGUGUGACUGAUCUAAGAUCAGUGCCAAUCGCGCGUCAAGCUGCCUAUACAGAGGGCACUGCGCCAGGCUAUGUGCCAUUCAAAGCCAGUGACAAAGAAAAAAUCGGAAAAGAUUGUAAAAAGGUAGACGACCGAGGGGGUGACCGUGUAGAUAAGCACGAGUGACCGAAACCCCGACGCGAGCAGCGCCUUUGUUUCGUCCAGAUUAUGUGAGAGCGCCUUUUUCGGUUGAUGCUCGACGAGACAACGAAAAUGUGCGGAAGAGGCAUGAUGUGCCAUUGGGAGGUCUACGGUGACAGAACCCCCAUCAAGGAGACGGAGAAAGUCAAGAACGAGUGGAGAAAAGGCAAGCACAGGUGGCAGAAACUGGGGAGGAGGCAAGGAAGAAAAGCGCACUAUCUAGAAAUGCGCAAACACCGCGCGAGGCUGCAAGGCGCAGUGGUUUCGUUGCGCCCCGCGAACCGCGCGCCUGGCAUGAGGGCACCAAGGAACACCAACCAAUUUCUAAUGCACGAGAAAUAUCAGAUGAUGCAUAUGCGAUCGGACUCGGUGGGCAUGGAGAGCGGCUCCGAUUGCGAAAUGGACUUUGCGGAUAUGGACUCGUAUCUCGGCGUGCUCGAGAACGCUAGGGGCGCACUGCUGGACAGUCCGGAUCUUCCCUCGCCACCCACAUUUUACGCACGACAGAUCAAGCAAACGUUUCCUUUCUUCAACUUCGACCAAGAAGAAAGCAUGCAGUAUUUCCCAUCCGAAGAUGAUAUGAUACAAAGUGAAGAUUUCAUGCAAAGGGACUUCAAAGAGUUUUGUGAUAAUGUGGCACCUUGUGUUUAAACACCUGCCACAGGUAACGUGUUUACAUGUUUUGUGUUUUUAAAAAAACUAAAUCUGUUCAAUGCAAUGUUACGAGGUAUUUUUGUUGCUUGUUUGUGCUGUAAUGUGUUAUUAUUAUGAGUUGACUGUUAUGAGAAGGGGGUGGGGCAAAGUAGGAGUGACACGAGACAGCCAAUCACAUUCGUGAUCAUUUGAGCACUCAUGACAAACAGCAGUGGGCUGUACUGCAAACUUAUAUUAUGAACGUUUUUCAUAAUAAAACGACAUUUUGUUACAAA